Messenger RNA from Canariomyces notabilis, 1515 nucleotides. RefSeq lists its product as uncharacterized. The transcript has a single exon. NCBI's taxonomy places the organism in Eukaryota, Fungi, Ascomycota, Sordariomycetes, Sordariales, Chaetomiaceae. Gene Ontology annotation, biological process: intracellular protein transport. Gene Ontology annotation, cellular component: cytoplasm; vesicle membrane; nucleus. The record is from RefSeq and is a predicted model, not a curated record. The coding region runs from base 1 to 1515 and encodes 504 amino acids.
AUGGCUGCUCAUGUCGAGGUUAUUUCAACCGAUCUGAGGAGAGUCAAGAUUAAGGUCACUCCAGGGACCUACAUGGUGGAUGUACUGGGCGAGGCUUGCAGGAAGUUCAACCUGAACAGUGACAAGUAUGAGCUUAAGUACGUUACUACACCCACUUUACUUUCCACUGCCGCAGCUAACAUGAACAGAUAUAAACAAAAGCUCGUUGAUUUAGCUGGGCCGUUCCGGACGUCGGGCCUCGGUCCCGGAGCUAAGCUCGAGCUCGUGCAAAAAUCGAAAAGCGCUUCGGUCGUGUCCAUCGCGCUUGAUGUCAACGGCCAGCGGUAUACCAAGAAGCUACCGAGCGACAUGACGUUGUGGAAAGUGUUGCGCCAGUUCGAAACGGCUGAGGCCGGUCUUAACAUUACCGACAGAGGAGUGCCCAAGGGCACCAACAGUGGCCAGCUCUACUACGAGGCCCCUGUUGUGAAUAUUAUGAAUAGGGAGUAUUCAGCCCUGGAAGAUCUUCAAAAAUCCCUGUCACAGUGUGGUGUUAGCUCCGGGAGCAUCGCCCUCAGAGUCUCGUUCAGGCUUACAGACACAACGCUGUUUGAGGCUAUGAAGAAGAUUGGUCAAUACCUCAACGAAGUCGACCCAGAGCAGCCUAAGGUUGAGGAAAACAAGCCGCCUACGGCACCUCCGGCUUUGGCGGCGAUCCGGACAGAUGCUACUCCUGCCAAAGAGACACCGAAUGCCGAGAACGAAAUUGGUACCGCUGAGGAAGCAACGAGGGUCGCGACAAUAGAGCCGAGCGCCGGGCCCGAACGCCCCGACCAACCUCCGCCAGAAGCCGCGGUAGAUGCCGACCCCCUACAGCCCAUUGGUGUCUUCUCAGCACCCUCAUCAUCAACCCCAGCAGCUGCCCGGAUCCAUGAGGAUGAUGAGGUUUACGAGCCGACAAUUGCUCAUGCGCAGCUGCGCCAACAACACUUGCAACAACGAGCCCAGAACACCCGUUUGAAGUCGGACGCCGAGCUGGCAGCUGAAGCGGCCGAGGAAGCGGCCAGGCUUGCCAAGAUCACCAGGGUAGAGGUCAAGGUUCGAUUCCCAGACCAGACUUCGGCAGUAUGGACAGUUACCCCGGAGGAGACUGGCGCCUUCCUUUACCAAGCCAUUCGCAGUCUCAUGGCUCACCCCACCCAGCCUUUCAAGCUUAUCAUACCGGGGCCAAAGACUCUAAUCCAGGAGGACGACAAACGUCUAAUUGCUGGAUACCGCCUCAAAGGCCGCGAAAUGUUGCACCUUCUGUGGGACGACUCGGUGCCCCAUACGUUACGCAACGGACCGUUCCUCAAGAACAGUGUGGCUAGUAAGGCUCAAGAAGUUGUCAUUCCUGAGAUUCCGCAAGACACCGCAGACGAGGAAGCCGAUGCUGCUGGCCCUUCGAAUAGGCCGGUCAAAAAGGAGAAGAGCGGCAUGGACCCCGAGGCGGUCAAAAAGAAACUCAGCAACUUUCUUAGGCUUAGCAAGAAAUAA